Tupaia belangeri chinensis (Chinese tree shrew) is the source of this 945-nucleotide messenger RNA. Its product is annotated as olfactory receptor 6N2. The record is from RefSeq and is a predicted model, not a curated record. Gene Ontology annotation, cellular component: membrane. Gene Ontology annotation, molecular function: G protein-coupled receptor activity; olfactory receptor activity. Bases 1 to 945 code for a protein of 314 amino acids. NCBI's taxonomy places the organism in Eukaryota, Metazoa, Chordata, Mammalia, Scandentia, Tupaiidae. The transcript has a single exon. Gene Ontology annotation, biological process: G protein-coupled receptor signaling pathway.
AUGGAUCACGUCAAUCACACCUGGACCUGGAGCUUCAUACUUUCUGGUUUCACAGCCACUGGGGCCCUGCGACCCCUUGCCUUCUUGGGCGCCCUGUGCAUCUAUCUCCUCACCCUCACUGGGAACUUAUUCAUCAUCAUCUUGGUUCGUGCAGAUUCAGGACUCUCUACACCCAUGUACUUCUUCAUCAGUGUCCUCUCUUUCCUGGAGCUCUGGUACGUCAGCACCACGGUGCCCACACUGCUGCAGACCCUGCUCCAUGGGUGUUCACCCAUUUCAUCAACUGUGUGCUUUAUUCAGGUGUAUAUCUUCCACUCCUUGGGUUUGACUGAGUGCUACCUGCUGGGUGUCAUGGCACUGGACCGCUAUCUUGCCAUCUGCCAGCCACUCCGCUACCAUGAACUCAUGAGCAGACAGGUGCAGUUGUGGCUAGCCUGGGCCACUUGGGUGGGUGGAUUCUCAGCGGCUCUAGUUCCAGCUAGCCUCACGGCAACUCUGCCCUUCUGCUUUAAGAAGGUGGCCCAUUACUUCUGUGAUCUGGCACCUCUCAUGCAGUUGUCAUGUGUGGACACAAGCUGGCAUUCUCACAUCUAUAUUGCAGUAAUUGGCAUAAUCAACACAUGCAAUCUCAUGUUCAUUUUGGUGCUCUAUGGGGGCAUCCUAAAAGCUGUGCUGAAGCUGCCCUCAGCUGCCAGCCGUGCCAAGGCCUUCUCCACCUGUUCUUCCCACAUGAUUGUAGUAACACUCUUCUUUGGCUCUGCCUUUAUUGUCUAUGUGGGGCCCCCUGAAAUCCGGGCUGAGGGCAGAGACAAGUUUAUUGCCUUAGUAUAUUCUCUUUUUACCCCCUUUUUCAAUCCUAUCAUCUAUACCCUUCGUAACAAGGAGGUGAAGGAGGCCAUCAAGCGGAUCUCUCAGAGGAUUAGAGCUGUUUGGAAGAGGUUCUGA